ACCAAAUCCAAAGCAACAAAAACAAAAUGAAAAACAUAUAUACAUAGUAACAUAUUCCUUUCAUACUUGGUUUCAGUUCACACACAAACACUUGUUGUUUCUUCUCACUCCCUCUCACUAUGGACAUAGAUUCUUCAGGAGGCACAUCCAAUUGGCUCUACGAUUAUGGCUUUGAUAACAUCUCUGUGGCUGACUUCAUGGCUCCAGACUCUGCUGCUUUCACCUGGCUGCCUCAACCUCAGCCUCACACCAAUUUCAAGCCUCCUUCUUCCAAUAUCAGCUUGGAAAUGGAAUACUCAGUGGAUUCAAUUGUGCUGGAAGGUGGCCCUUCAAAGCGGUUGAGGACUGAAUCAUGUGCAUCUGGAACCAAGGCAUGUCGAGAGAAAUUGCGAAGGGACAAACUGAAUGAGAGGUUUCUGGAACUGAGUUCCAUCUUGGAGCCUGGUAGCAUGCAGCCCAAAACCGACAAGGUUGCCAUAUUAAGUGAUGCUGUCCGAGUCGUAAACCAAUUAAGAGAUGAAGCAGAGAAGCUGAAGGAAAUGAAUGAUGAAAUGCUUGAAAAAAUUAAAGAGCUCAAGGCUGAGAAGAAUGAGCUUCGGGAUGAGAAAAAUAGGCUCAAGGUAGAGAAAGAGAAGUUGGAGCAGCAGUUCAAGAUGACAAAUGUUCAGCCAAGCUUCCUCCAUCAUGCUCCGGCCGCCACGAAAGCACAAGGUGCUAGCCAAAAGCUGAUACCCUUCAUAGGUUACCCUGGCAUAGCCAUGUGGCAGUUUAUGCCCCCAGCUGCAGUUGAUACAUCAAAGGAUCAUCUCCUUCGUCCACCAGUGGCAUAAUAGAGUGGUUAGAGCAUCCACUUCAUUGUUUUAUGUUUGUUAAAACAUAUAUCAAUGUCUAAGUUGUGUGGAUUGUGAACUCUGUGUGUGUGCUUACUAAUAAUGUAAGCCUAAAAGUGUGUCGUGAAGCAUUUCAAUAAGGUGAACUUGUCUUGUAUUACUUUUGAAUUUGUGAUGCUAUCAUAAUUAAAUGGUUUUCUGUUGUGUAUUA
Arachis stenosperma is the source of this 1041-nucleotide messenger RNA. RefSeq names its product transcription factor bHLH115-like. The record is from RefSeq and is a predicted model, not a curated record. Gene Ontology annotation, biological process: intracellular iron ion homeostasis; regulation of DNA-templated transcription. The transcript is spliced from 5 exons. Gene Ontology annotation, molecular function: protein dimerization activity; DNA-binding transcription factor activity. The coding region runs from base 120 to 830 and encodes 236 amino acids. Lineage: Eukaryota; Viridiplantae; Streptophyta; Magnoliopsida; Fabales; Fabaceae.